Guillardia theta CCMP2712 is the source of this 1497-nucleotide messenger RNA. RefSeq lists its product as hypothetical. The transcript is spliced from 12 exons. Gene Ontology annotation, cellular component: nucleoplasm; chromatin. NCBI's taxonomy places the organism in Eukaryota, Cryptophyceae, Pyrenomonadales, Geminigeraceae. The record is from RefSeq and is a predicted model, not a curated record. Gene Ontology annotation, molecular function: protein binding; ubiquitin-protein transferase activity; zinc ion binding. The coding region runs from base 1 to 1497 and encodes 498 amino acids. Gene Ontology annotation, biological process: positive regulation of DNA-templated transcription.
AUGCUCGCAGAGGAUUUCGAAGAUGAGCUCACGUGCCCCGUGUGUCUCAUGCUCUUCACUGAUCCUCGCACCCUUCCAUGUGGUAACUCUCACAACGUCUGCCUCGAGUGUGCUAGAGGUUUGUGGCGGAAUCAGACUGUCCCCACUUUGACCAUCAACUGCCCGGUUUGUCGUGCUACGUGCUCCUUAGCAAAUGGCGUUGAGCGACUUCCUCUCAACCUGGCGCUGAAGAACAUGGUGGAAAAGCUUGAAGCUGCGCAGAAGGGGAAGACGGCAAAGAAAACCUCCAUCAGGAAGAAGUUCAAGUGCGAUGUAUGCGAGAAGAAGCCAGCAGUCAUGGAAUGUGUGACUUGCGUCGUCAAGUACUGUGAGGCUUGUCUGGAGACUUGUCAUCCGAAGGAGAGAGCUGUCUUCAAGGCGCAUGUUGUCACGCCCAUGGAGCCUGUUAGCAACCGAGAGUGCGACACGCAUGAAGGGCAGGCUCUUUCUUUCUUCUGUACGCAAUGUGGCGUAAUGGUCUGUGCCCAUUGCCUCCUCAUGGGCGCUCACAUUGAACAUCCUCGCAUCAGUCUGCACACGGCAGUCCAAGAGCGCAAGACACAGCUCCAAGAGGGCAUGGAGCUGCUGAAAGCGAAACGGAAUGCUGUGCUGGAAUUCACGCAGAGGGCCGACGCCUCGGUUCAGGAACUGGAGCUCAACUGUAAGCAGAUGCGCGAUCAGGUCAAGCGAGAGUGCUACGAGCUCAGAGAUCAUGUUUCAAAGUUGGAAGUCAAGUUGCACUCAGUGAUCGACUCCCACGAGAGGGAGAAGUGCGCGGUGUUGAUGGGACAGGUUGAAGGACAGCGACAAAAACUUACCAUAUGGUCGUCACUUCUAGAUCGCGCUGAGCAGAUCGUCGCAAACGAGGACGGAGCUGUUUUCCUCGACGUCGACACGCACAAGCUCGACAAGCAGUUGCGCCGAGGUGACUUCGACCUCGUUGCUGUUGACAUGGAACUGCCAGGUGUUGUUGAAUCGCAAGAUGAGAGCAACUCUGAGCUUUUUUCCGUUGAAGAUUCCGAGUUUGCGCUGUCAACAGCAGCGGCAAGGGACCGUGGAGUCAAAUCAAAGUUUUUUCAACAGGAGUGCCGAGAUUCAACUAGUCGAUCGCUUGUGUUGGCAUGGGCAGGUGAGCCAGCAAAGCGGACGCAGCACUGCACGUAUGUGCUGGAGAUGAGCGAGGCGGAGGAGGAGAAUCGAGUUGCGGGAAACGCCAAUGUGUCAAGCCUAUGGCAGGAAAUCUACUCGGGGCAUUGGAGGACAUUCCUGGUCGGAGAUCUUCUUCCCGAGCAGACUUAUCGGUUCCGAGUUUGUGGGGUGAACGCACUCGGACGAGGAGACUACUCUCCUGUCAAGUCGUUCACUACACCUCCACAAACUGAAGAGGAGGCAUCCUGGCCGGCUGAUGGGGAAGUCAACGACGAGAGCCAGUCUGCUUGUCCGCUUGUCGAGGUGUGA